CGACAUGCACGUGCCACCCUAUGGUGCCACCCUAUGAUGGUCGUGUUGGAGGAUGCAUGGCUUCCAGCAACGGUUUCAUGAGAAUACCCUAGUCCCUUGAUCCCAGGCGACCUCACUAUCGACAUGCAACAUGCACCCCAACACGCAACACGCAGCACGUGACGGCUGACGACAGAUCAUCAGACCUUGAAGCAAUGAGUCGUCUCUUUCACUACAUCUAACCGUGGGCCUCCUUUAUCACCUCAUCCCCGGCCAUGUCCGUCUUGCCGUGCCUCUGGCAUGUGGACACGACCCCGAAAAAGACUGUCAGCACUCCAAGAAUCCGCUGGAUGGAUGCAGGGUGCCAUACAGAGAACACACCGAACUCGUCCACAAAUAGACUCAUCAUCAGCUGCACACAAGAUGAACCGGUACAAGGAAGAGACAAAUGGUGACGAUGAGCUGUUAUCAGUGGAACUGGCGUGCUUGCCUGUCCGAAGAUGAACAUGACGAAGAAGAUUGUCACGCCGACCGCUCGAGGUAUCGAGAUGGAGAAGAAAAGGAACGCGACGCCCCACACACCGCCCGUCCACAUCCACCACGAAGCCUCGCCCAUACGGCCGAAAGUCGCGUCGUCAUGCAACACACAAUCUGAACAGACGCCCAGAGUAAAAAGCAAAACGUGAGCCCACAUGUGACAGGCUCACUCACAAGGAAUGGUCGAGGCAAUAGCACAGACGAUCGUCGCGACAAUGUUGGAUACGAAGGCCGCCCUCAUGUCGCCGCGGACACGGCGGGCCAGCAACCGGUUGAUAGCCGACUGGAUGGGCAUGUUGCACCCCACUACCACGGGGAUUAUGCAGGUGAGGAUGCCCGACCAGCCCACCGCAGGCAGCCCCCCGCCGAUGAAGAAGUUGAAGGACAUGACUGUGCCUAAGGUCACCAGCACACCACCAAGCACCUGACACAUGCACGCACACAGAAAGCUCCACAUUAUGUCACCCUCAGCAUGUCGUGUAGCCUUGCUUACUUUGAACAACGUCAACGGUCUCUCUUUAGGAAACCCGACCGCAUCCAGAAAGAGAGAAGAAACAAUGUUGCCGAAGAUGACAAGCAUCGUGUAAAGAGCCAUGCCCAGGAUGGGACUGAUGACGAUGCCCGAGGUGACCGCAAACGCGCCCAGUAGUCCACCGAUCCACUGCCACAGCGGCAUUCUGCCCGGGCCACACAGCGGGCCAAGCAGCCGCACCCAGCCGCAGUCCAUGCCGACCAUCACACGGCAGCACGUGUCCCGGCCCGUCUGCUCCAGGAUGGCCUCUCCCCUCGGCGCCGUCAUCACCGUGCACGCAAGCAGGCCGAGAAUAGUGGUGGCUUGAGCGAAGUUGAAUGUGCUGACAUAGAGGCCGUGGCCUGCAUAAGGCGAUAGGCUGGCACUGACACCCAGCUGAACCACUAGAAAGGCUCCAGCGACGAUGGACAGGCAUGACAGGCCGAGCAUUCGUCCGCAGCCGACUUGUUCGACGAUGGACUGCCUGCUUUUCUCGUCCCUUGGCGCAACAGCCUGGUCCAGACCAGCUGUGUUGGCGCCCAGCGGCGGCUCCAGGCCAUCAGCGAGAGCCACAUACGACACACGCGACUCAGGAAGCAGCAGAGAGCCGUCGAAACUCAUGAUGAUCUGUCAAGAUGAGCGGAAACAAGGUGAUCACGAACAUUCCGAGUGUUUCCU
Molecule: messenger RNA, 1705 nt
Organism: Vitrella brassicaformis
Lineage: Eukaryota; Vitrellaceae
Source: the annotation of a GenBank genome assembly